AUGUACUAUUCUCUUUCUACCCUACUCUUACUGCUUUCUUCCGCCUCUGCUACCAUUGAUAAGUUGCCUUCUGCCUUGCAUCACCUGGAAUCUGGAGUUUCUUCGCACCAAAUCGAGGUACAAGCUUCUAUUCAUAAUCUCGAAAACACGCACUUAACUAUAACUUUGGGUAAAUUAUCAUCUGAUGAUCAAGGACAAAUUUGCAACGAGAGCCAUGGUAAUGCGUGUAAGCCUGAUAGUAGUUAUGACAAAGAACCAGGCCAGAAAAAGGGAGCCCCCAAACCAAGUAGCUCUCCAUCUAUUCCAAACCCAUACAGUCCCAACUAUGCUGGUGUCUGGAACACCACGGCGGUGCGGACUAAGACUGCUAUGGCGAUGCUUUCUAAGAGCACUCACUCCACAAUCUUUAUCACCGAAACUCACCCUGGUGUAGCAUCACCCACGUCUAUGCCAAAAUCAUUUGGUGCACCAGCUAUGCCCCCGCCUAAAGUGAAUCCACCAAAGUCAAUUGUGUCUCAGUUACCACCUCCGGCAAAAACCACUAUAUCUAGCCCCAAAGCGACGGGAGGUGCUAUGACUACUGGUAGCUUGCCUGGUGCUAAUAUAAAUUCACCAAUUACUUCUGUCAGUGCAGCAACUUUAGCCAACGUUUCAACAUUGCCCAUAGGAGUAGCCACUCUAGUUUUUCUUGUUAUGCUUUCAACAUAA
This is a messenger RNA of Blumeria graminis f. sp. triticale, 708 nucleotides long. The record is from the annotation of a GenBank genome assembly. NCBI's taxonomy places the organism in Eukaryota, Fungi, Ascomycota, Leotiomycetes, Helotiales, Erysiphaceae.